Molecule: messenger RNA, 949 nt
Organism: Cuscuta campestris
Lineage: Eukaryota; Viridiplantae; Streptophyta; Magnoliopsida; Solanales; Convolvulaceae
Source: the annotation of a GenBank genome assembly
UUUUUUACUCUAUAUAGAUUUCUUUUUUUAAAAUUGGGGUAUCUUGAAGUUCUUACUUGGAAGAGAGGAGGAGAGAGAGGAGCUUCAAGCUUGGCUAAUUCUUUUCAAUGGCGGAGAAAGGAAAGCCGUUGAGGAUGAUGGCUGAGGCCUUCACAGACCUAUCAAAGUCCAUCGCUUCCCAAUCUGGUGAAGAAGCGCAGCAGAUCCAAGUGGGCGCAUUUUCUAGUGCCUGCUCUCAUGUCUCCCCUCUCUUCGCCUGCCUCGGCAUCGCAUUCAAGUUUGCCGAGCUCGAUUAUGUAGCCAAGGUUGAAGAUCUAGCGGAUGCAUCAAAGUCUGUUGCAACAUUAAGAGAAAUGAUAGAUUUAGACAUCGAAGGAAAUUGUGUAAGAAAUGCUGGCAGUCAUACAAGGAAUCUGCUGAGGGUGAAGCGUGGGAUAGAUAUGGUUAAAGUUUUGUUUGACCACAUUUUGGCCUCUGGGGAAAGUUCUCUAAUGGGUCCAGCUUCAAAAGCUUAUGCACAGGUUUUUUCUCCUCACCAUGGAUGGCUAAUAAGGAAGGCUGUAGCUGCAGGAAUGUAUGCUCUUCCUACCAAGGCACAACUCUUAAAGAAGCUCAAUGAAGAUGAAGCUUCAGCAACGAUGUACAUGAGAAGUUACGUUGCUUCAGCAGCUCCAGUCAUCGAUUAUGUUGAAAGCCUUUUCAUUUCAAAAGGUUUGGAAACAAACUGGUAGAACAAAGGAACUCUUCUGAUAGAAAACAUGAUACAUAGAUAGUUCAUCAUAAAUAAUUAUCUCUCAAUGUUUACCACUGUACACUUUGUGAGUUUAUUUUCUUGCGUAGUGUACUUUCAUAUAGACUGUUGUAAUAUUGUUUAUGUAAAAUCUUUGCAAUAAGAUAAUUUCCCCUGAUUGUGGUGCCUCUUCCUGCACCAUAAGGUAAUAGUCAAUUU